Molecule: messenger RNA, 3900 nt
Organism: Monoraphidium neglectum
Lineage: Eukaryota; Viridiplantae; Chlorophyta; Chlorophyceae; Sphaeropleales; Selenastraceae
Exons: 4
Coding region: 1-3900 (1299 amino acids)
Source: RefSeq, a predicted model, not a curated record
AUGUCACAAGCCCUAGAAGCUGACGCGCAGCUGCUCGCAGCGCUGGCCGCGCAACUGCACGGAUUGGAGCGGCCGACGCUCGCCGUCGGCGGCCGUGAGAUGGAUGAUCCAGCGGCUGCCGUGCCGAGCAGCGAGGCCGCCGCCGCCGUGUGCGCCGCUGGGGCCAUUGGCGAGAUCGUCAGCGGUCGCCCGAGGCUCGCGCGCGCCCUGCUGCGCGCUGCGCCUGGCACGACCUCGGGGUUGGUCGGACUGCUGCGGCUGCGGCGGGGCGACACGUACGCAGCGCACGAGGCCCUCAACGCCCUCAAUUCCCUUGCCUGCCCUGCCGUCACCGGCGGCGGCCGCUCUGGCGACGGCGGCGGCGACGGCGACGGCAAUGGCGACGAGGAAGCGCAGGACUGUGGCUGGGAGGAAUGCCUCGCCGUCGUGCUCAGCCCCGAGGUGGCAACAGAGGCGUUCUGGGUGUUGCGUGCUCUCGGGCCGACGCACUGCGGGACACCAAGGGACGCCUUAGACCAGAGCAAGUUUGCGUUGAUGCUUGCCAUACAGACCCUGAGGGAUUGCUUCACCCAGCAAGGCGCCACAUGCCCCGUCUCGCCGGCCGCCGCGGCCGCCGCCGCGCUGCCGCUGCUGGUGGGGCAGCCCGCGGUGGGGGCGACAGCCAUGUUGCUGAUGUUUCCGAGCCCCAUGCCCGCGCCCAUGAUGGCGGCGGCGGAGGGAUACGCGGCGAUUGCGCUGGACAUGCCGGGCCAUUGCCUUCGGCAGGGCUGGCGGCUGAGCGAUUCCAACGCAGAGUCCUCUGUUGUGGUCUUCAACGCUCCGUGGCCCGUUGUCCGCUACCUCCUGCAUUGCGACCUGGAUUGGGAAGACGCCUCGGCUGUUGACGCCCUGGUUUCGCGGGCGCCCGACCUGCCUCGCGCCGCGAGCGCCGCGCUGCAAGUGGCAGCCGCGGCCGCCGGCCUCCUGCCGCACCCCUUCGGCCCGCUGGCCACGGCCGCCGCGUGCCGCGCGGCCGCGUGCGCGGCGGGCGGCCCGACUGACAGGAUGCAGGCGACGCUGCUGCUGCUGUGGCGCCUGCUGCGCAGCAACACGUACCUCCCGCUGGCGGCGGCGCUGGACACCUGCGACGCCGCCUGGCCCGCAGCCCAGGCCGCCGCGGCGCGGCACCCCGACGAGGCCGUCCGCGAGGCGGCGGAGUGCGUGCUGUGCGCCAUAGCGAUUCACACGGCCAAAAGCGCGGCUGUGGUGGCGCUGCUGGCGGCGGCAGCGCGCCUCGGCAUCGAGGGCGCGGGGGAGGUUUUGGCGUUGUUCCGACAAUUUGUCGCCGAGCCCGACCCCGCGAAUCUGCACCAGGCCCUGACAGACCUCGUUUCCACCAACGACGACGCGGACCGGCUGCGCUCUGCGGCCGACGCGCUCCGCGCGCUGGUUCCGAUCGGCUGGGCUGCGCCGCGCGCCCGCACGCUGCAGCUGGCGCACUGCGGCCGCCUCAUCGCGGCGCUCGUGGCGGCGCAGGACCCAGACCGCGCUGUAACAGACAACAGGACACUGCGCGUCCAGCUAGCCAGCACCCUGAGCGACCUCCUGGGGGCGUCACCCGACGCGGUGACCCUGGCAACCGCACCUCCCAGCGGCUGCGACAGCCGCAGCGGUGGCGGCGGCGGCGGUGGCAAGCGCUGCAUCGCGGAGCUGUAUCUUCUCAACCUGCAGGCCUGCUCCUGCCUUAUCGCGGAUUCGGCGGGCGCAGAGCACGACGAUGCGGCCGAGUCGGCUGUGCUGUACGCAACUUCAGUAAUGAUGGGGCUCACGGCAAUUUUCAGAUGGGGGCCCGGCUGCCUGCCAGGCGCAACCGUGGCAGCUGCGAGGCGCACGGCCGGCGGGGCCGCGGGCAUGGCGAGGGCCUUCGCGUGCAUGCUUAAGCCGCGUCUGGCACCCCGUGGCGGCGGCGAGAUUGGCUGCUGCAGCGGCGGCGGCAGCAGCAGCAGUGUGAGAGGCAACAGCAGCGGCGGCGAGAGCGGCGAGAGCGGCGAGAGCGGCGGCGGCUUUAUCUCGGGGCUGUACGCUUUUAUACGGGUGAUGCUCUGCAGGGUCUUGCCCCUACUGGUUGAAGACGAAGUGAUGUCACAAGCCCUAGCAGCUGACGCGCAGCUGCUCUCGGGGCUGGCCGCGCAGCUGCCCGGAUCGGAGUGGCCCGCGCCCGCCGUCGGCGGCCGCGAAAUCGCUAACGCAGCUGCGACGACGCCGGAGACUGGGAACGUCGCCGCCGUGGACGCCGCCGGGGCCAUCGGCUGGAUCGUCGGCCGCCGCCCGAGGCUCGCGCAAGCACUAUUGCGCGCGGCGCCUGGCGUGGUGCGCGGCUUGGUCGGACUGCUGCGGCUGCGGCGGGGAGACAUGUUUUCAGCCUACGAGGGCCUCCUUGCUCUUCAAGCCCUUGCCGGCCCUGUCAUUGUCGGCGCCGUGGGCGGCGGCGGCAAUGUUGAGGCGGAGGCCUACAGCCAGGAGGAGUGCCUUGCCGUCAUGAGCUGCCCCGAGGUCGCGGCAGAUGCGUUCUGGGUGAUACGUGCCCUGGGGCCGACCCACUGCGAAACACCAUGGGCCGACUGUGACAAGAGCAAGCUUGCUUUGGUGCUCGCCAUUCAGAUCCUGAGCGAUUGCAUCACGCAGCAAGGCGCGACAUGCCCGGUGUCGCCGGCCGCCGCGGCCGCUGCUGCGCUGCCGCUGCUGCAGGGGCAGCCCGCGGACUGGGAAGACGCCUCGGCUGUCGACGCCCUGGUUUCUCGGGUGCCCGACUUGCCGCGCUGCGUGAGCGCCACGCUGCAAGUCGCAGGCGCCGCCGCCGGCCUCCUGCCGCACCCCCUUGGCCCGCUGGCCACAGCUGCUGCGCGCUCCGCAGUCGCGUGCGCACCCGGCGACCAGACCAACGGCCUCCGCGCGGUGCUGCUGCUGCUGUCGCGCCUGCUGAACGGCGAGACGCUCCUCCCGCUGGCGGCGGCGCUGGACACGUGUGACGCCGCCUGGCUCGCCGCCCAGGCCGCUGCCACGCAGCACCUCGACGAGGCCGUCCGAGAGGCCGCGGAUUGCGUGCUGUGUUGCAUUGCAAUCCAGACGGCCGACAGCGCCGCUGUGCAGGCGCUGCUGUCGGCGGCGGCGCGGCUCGGCAUCGAAGGCGUGGGGGAGGUGCAGGCGUCCAUCGACCGGUUGGUCGCGGAGGACGACGCCGAGGACGACUCCACGAUUCUGGACCAGGCCCGGCUGGGCAAUCUGAUCCCGGUCAUGGAGCGCCUGGCGGACGCCGCGGCCGGCGGCGGCGCGGAGUCCGAAGAGCGUCUGGCGGGUGUCUGCGACGAGUGGGGCGAGCCGGAUUGGGAAGGCCUUCGCGAGUGGGCGGCGGCCCGGCGGCGGCGGCGCGAGCUGGAGAGGGCCGGGGUCGAGGGCGGCGGAGCAAGCAGCAGCACCAGCACCAGCAGCACCAGCAGCAGCAGCACCAGCAGCAGCAGCAGAGGCAGGGACAGCAGCGGAGGAGAGCUGGCUGCAAACGGUGGCGGUGGGGAGCAGGCAGCAAGCGGUGGUGGUGCCCUGCCAGCUGCAGCGGACAGCAGCGGCGGCGGAUGCACGAUCCAAUCGCCCACGAGCGGCGACGGGCUCCAGCACCCUGCCAGCGGCAGCGGCGACCAGCAGCAGCGCGGCCGCCCAGGGAAGGCGUGCGCAGUGUGCGGCGCGGCGGGGGCGCCAGGCGGUGCAGUGCUGAAGAAGUGCACCGGGUGCCUGGCGGUGCUGUACUGCUCUGCGGCGUGCCAGACCCAGGACUGGAAGCGGGCGGGCGGGCACAGGACCACUUGCAAGCAGCUGCAGGCGCAGCGGGCGGGGUUGCCAGCAGCACAAUCACGGGCCAACACUUGA